AUGCAAUCCUUUUCUCAUAACGUUCUCAACCCAGGACUUCCUGCUAGAUUCUCCGCCAGACUGGUUUUCACUCGAUCCAUAUCCCUCACCCGUGCCAUCGAGAAUGGUAAACGCAAACAGCAAGACUCGGCCUUGAGGCAUGAUAGACGCCACCAAUUCCCGAGCCAUCGCCAGAAGGGUCAAGUUCUAGAGCACAACCAAGACCAGCAAUCAACCUCGUCCCCAUCCUCGUCAAGCUCUGAGCCCCCUGCCUCUUUCAUUUCCUCCAUCUCGUACACUACUGCGAGUUCGGAAUUUCUUUAUGGAACAUUCUCAGUUCUCUCCGCCCUAAGGGCCAGACGCCGCAAGAUCUACAACCUAUACCGCUUGCCUUCUUCGUCCAAUCUAGAACUCGAUCCAGAGUCUGAGACUGCUACCAGCUAUACCGUAGCGAGAGAAGAGAUUCAUCAUCUGGCUCGACACCAACAGGUCAACAUCCAAGAACUACGUGGGACAGAUGCACUCAAUACAUUCAAUAAACUGUCUGGGAGACGUCCACACGGCGGUCUUAUCCUCGAGGUAUCUCCCCUUCCGAGGUUAUCAAUCAAUGCUCUCGGUCCCGUCGUCUCGAAGCAAGAUGACCUGCAGUUAGUUCCGUCCAACAGCACCCCACUUGACACUGGCGUCGAUGAUCUUUUUCGCCUCAAUGGCAAUCAUCGUACCAUUCCCUCCAGUCGACCUCCCAAUCAAUAUCCGUUCGUCCUUUUGCUGGACGGUGUCACAAACCCUGGCAAUUUUGGUGCUAUAGUCAGAUCUGCCUGGUUUUUGGGCGUUGAUGCCAUCAUCAUUCCGGACCAUGGGACUUCACCAAUUUCCCCUGUAAGCAUCAAAGCAUCAGCUGGUGCCCUUGAACUGAUGCCCGUCUUGACCAUCAAAAAUGAAAGACUAUUCUUGAUUGAGUCUCGUGCUUCUGGCUGGAAAUUCUUCACCGCGGCUGCUCCACCUCCGACCAAAGACAACGUCUCUCCCAAUGCACGAAUAGAGGGUGCGCUGUCUAACCACCCUUGUGUGCUGGUGUUUGGGAACGAAAAGUCUGGUCCCCGGAAGUUCUGGAGACCAUACAUGCACAGCACUGUUUCAAUACCCAACGCGAGAGGGACAUUGGGCGAUGUGGACAGUCUUAAUGUUAGCGUUGCUGCAGCAUUAUUGACCCAGAAAUUCUUCGACUUUGCUCAACCAUCAGUCGUCCCGGCGAAGGACGCAAAAUUGGAGAGUGCAACUUCCAGUCCAUUCGUCGACUCAUUUGGCUUGGAAGGUAGUAAAAUAUUCUGA
Messenger RNA from Exophiala bonariae, 1311 nucleotides. RefSeq lists its product as uncharacterized. The record is from RefSeq and is a predicted model, not a curated record. Gene Ontology annotation, biological process: rRNA methylation. Gene Ontology annotation, molecular function: rRNA (guanine) methyltransferase activity; RNA binding. Bases 1 to 1311 code for a protein of 436 amino acids. NCBI's taxonomy places the organism in Eukaryota, Fungi, Ascomycota, Eurotiomycetes, Chaetothyriales, Herpotrichiellaceae. Gene Ontology annotation, cellular component: mitochondrion. The transcript has a single exon.